Molecule: messenger RNA, 11333 nt
Organism: Drosophila biarmipes
Lineage: Eukaryota; Metazoa; Arthropoda; Insecta; Diptera; Drosophilidae
Gene: nAChRalpha1
Product: acetylcholine receptor subunit alpha-like 1
Exons: 10
Coding region: 1504-3207 (567 amino acids)
Biological process (GO): chemical synaptic transmission; regulation of membrane potential; nervous system process
Cellular component (GO): synapse; postsynaptic membrane; neuron projection
Molecular function (GO): transmembrane signaling receptor activity; acetylcholine-gated monoatomic cation-selective channel activity
Source: RefSeq, a predicted model, not a curated record
GCCAUCAGUAGUUGCCUCAGAGCCCGCGGGUUGAAGAAAUCGUACGCAUCGAGCGAGUGACAAGCGCCGCGUCUCACCAAACAAAGAAAAAAGCAAAAGCAGAGCCUCAAAAAAAAAGAAAAAAACCAAAAAAAUAAAAACAAAUUUAAAACAACCGAAAAAAAAACGUAGAAAUACCCGCUACACUCACACAAAAACAGAGCCAGUCCAACGAAUAUUUUGUAGUACCUAACCAAAAAAAAAAAACCGAUAAAACGCAACAAAAUGCUGCCACAAAUCGCAGGCAAAUGAGCCCGCCAGCCAACGGCUCCCAUCUGCGGCUGCUGCAGAGCAGCGAGUCCGAGCCCGGUCCCGCAUCCGCAUUCGCACUCGCAUCCGCAACUGAAUCCUCCUCAUCAGCGCUGCCUCACCGCGUUUCCCUGUGUGUGUGCCAGUGUUCGGGCCAAGCGGACCGCCAGCAAUCGCAGUGUAAGGCGUCCGCCGCUGAAAACUACUAAGCCUUGAGUGUCAUAUCCGAAAUUGAGUUUCGUUUCCGGUUCCGCCGCGCGUCGCUCAAUCCGUUUGGCCAAGUCGGUCGGUUGGUCCGCUCCGCUCCGUUCCGUUCUGUUCCGGUCGGUGGGUCGUUCGCCCGUUCAGACAUUUUGGCCUGCUCAAAAAUUGAUGCCACCAGCAGCAGCAGCAGCAGCCCUGUAAUGCACACCAACACCUAAGACUGCUAACUGGAAUUGCUUCGAACCAUCACCAUCAAAACGAACAACAACCACAACAAAGUGCUGCCAGCAACAAAAACGUAAUCAGGAAUUUAAGCAAAACCAAAAAAAGGAGAGCAACCUCAGAGGCAGGAAGGAAGCCGAAAGGAUGUUUAUGGAAUUGUCAUCGUUAGCGAGCGACUGACGCAACACAGCUCAAGGCAUGUGGCAACAGCAACAUCUACAGCAGCAGCAGCAGCAACACUGAGCGGCAGCAGCCACAUUCGGCAGCAGGGGCAACUAGGAAGGCGGUUGCGAGCAACCUCCGUGGAUCGGUGGAGUGCUGCUGUAAAGCAGCACCAUAGCUGCCAUUAAAAUAGACGCCGCGGCGCAACAGCAACGCUGCCGUCGUCACAAUCAACGCCAGCGACAACACCACCCCCAUCACCGCCAUCGCAGACGACGACGGCGCAGCAGCAACAGCGGCAGCAACACCAACAGCAGCAGCAGCAACGGCAGCAGCAGCAGCAACUGCAGCUUCAGCAGCAACUGCAGCAGCGUCGGCGGGCUGUUGGGCGCAGUGGGCGUGGCCGGCAGCUGCCCAUUGCUAGCCACUCAGCAACUAAUCGACGAGCCGGGCAGCAGCAACAACACUGGCGACGACGACGGCGGCCCAGCAGCAGCAGCAGCAACAACGCAGCAGCAACACUGCGACCAGCAACACCAGCCAAGUGGUCGGCGGCGACGCUACGACGGCCUGUCAUCUGUAGGCAAUGCAACGCGCUGUGCAGCAACGGGUUGGACCUGGCCUAAGAUGGGUAGCGUGCUAUUCGCAGCUGUAUUCAUAGCAUUACACUUCGCCACCGGCGGCCUGGCCAACCCAGAUGCAAAGCGCCUCUACGACGACCUGCUGAGCAACUACAACCGCCUCAUCCGACCCGUGGGCAACAACUCGGACCGCCUCACCGUCAAGAUGGGUCUGCGCCUCUCCCAGCUGAUCGAUGUGAAUCUGAAGAAUCAAAUUAUGACAACCAAUGUCUGGGUGGAGCAGGAAUGGAACGACUACAAAUUGAAAUGGAAUCCGGAUGACUACGGCGGCGUGGACACGCUGCACGUGCCCUCCGAGCAUAUAUGGCUGCCGGAUAUUGUGCUCUAUAACAACGCCGAUGGCAACUAUGAAGUGACAAUAAUGACAAAAGCAAUUCUUCAUCACACGGGCAAAGUGGUGUGGAAACCGCCCGCCAUUUACAAAUCCUUUUGCGAAAUUGAUGUCGAGUACUUUCCCUUCGAUGAGCAGACAUGUUUCAUGAAGUUCGGCUCCUGGACCUACGACGGUUAUAUGGUUGACUUGCGGCACUUGAAGCAGACUGCCGACUCGGAUAACAUCGAGGUGGGCAUCGACCUGCAGGAUUACUACAUUUCCGUGGAGUGGGACAUCAUGCGGGUGCCGGCGGUGCGGAACGAGAAGUUCUACAGCUGCUGCGAGGAGCCCUAUCUGGACAUCGUGUUCAACCUCACCCUCCGGAGGAAGACGCUCUUCUACACUGUAAACCUGAUCAUCCCCUGCGUGGGCAUCUCGUUCCUCUCGGUGCUCGUCUUCUACCUGCCCAGCGACUCCGGCGAGAAGAUCUCGCUCUGUAUUAGCAUCCUGCUGUCGCUCACCGUGUUCUUCCUCCUGCUGGCCGAGAUUAUUCCGCCCACCUCGCUGACGGUGCCGCUGCUGGGAAAGUAUCUGCUCUUCACCAUGAUGCUGGUCACGCUCUCCGUCGUCGUGACCAUCGCCGUGCUCAACGUGAACUUCAGAUCACCUGUCACGCAUCGCAUGGCACCGUGGGUGCAGCGCCUCUUCAUCCAGAUCCUGCCCAAGCUGCUCUGCAUCGAGCGGCCCAAGAAGGAGGAGCCCGAGGAGGAUCAGCCGCCCGAGGUGCUCACCGAUGUCUAUCACCUGCCGCCGGAUGUGGACAAGUUUGUCAACUACGACUCGAAGCGUUUCAGCGGCGACUACGGCAUUCCAGCAUUACCCGCCUCGCACCGCUUCGACUUGGCCGCGGCGGGCGGCAUCAGUGCCCAUUGUUUCGCGGAACCGCCGCUGCCCUCCUCACUGCCACUCCCAGGCGCCGACGACGACCUGUUCAGCCCGUCGGGCCUAAACGGAGACAUCAGUCCCGGAUGCUGUCCCGCUGCUGCAGCUGCCGCAGCCGCCGACCUCAGCCCCACGUUCGAGAAGCCCUACGCCCGCGAAAUGGAGAAGACCAUCGAGGGAUCCCGCUUCAUAGCGCAGCACGUGAAGAACAAGGAUAAGUUCGAGAGCGUGGAGGAGGACUGGAAGUACGUUGCCAUGGUAUUGGAUCGUAUGUUUCUGUGGAUCUUCGCGAUCGCUUGCGUGGUCGGCACAGCGCUGAUUAUCUUGCAGGCGCCCAGCUUGUACGACCAAUCGCAGCCGAUCGACAUACUCUACUCAAAGAUUGCCAAGAAGAAGUUCGAGCUGCUCAAGAUGGGCAGCGAGAACACCUUAUAGCGACCACUUGGGUUCGCGGCCGGCUGGUGGAAUCUAAUCAUCAGCUCGCUGCGGACCCUGUUCGCCGCUCGCGACGAUGAUCGUGGAUAAUAUACGAUGAGCCAGACCAUGAGUAUUUCCUCGGCGCUGUUCAACACUAACAGUAACAGCAGCAGCAGCAGCAGCAACGGCAGUGACAGUGGCAGUGUCAUCGGCAGUGUUGCAAAGGGUAUUGUGAGUAGUGUUGCGAGCGCCAACGAAACGGAUGACUCGUGGAGCCCAUCGUAAAUGAAACGCGAGGCGAGUGAAGUGAACAUUGCGAAAUGAAUUGAAUGUCUUGAAUACAAUCGAAUGGAGGGCAAGUUUUUGGAGCAGUUGAUCAAAAUAUGUAUGUAAUGUAAUGCGAGGGAGUUGUAGUGUUGAUUAACCGAGACAGUGCUGGAUAGCGACGCAAGCCAAAAGAUCGCUGCGGAGCGGAGCUUAGUUUGUAAGUUUUUUGAUGUACUUGAUGUAUGAUUGUGUGGGUCGAGGAAGUUCACAUGGUUCGCGGAUCCCCGCAAAGAUCCUCGGGCCAGUGUUGUAAAAAGCGUAUGGAGUUUUGUAAGUUAUAUUGUAUUUUUGAGCGCCAAAAAGUUCCUUGUUACAUCUUUUAGUUUUAAAGUUCCACACAACACACACCAACAAAAAGACAAAAAAAAGAGACAAAUGAAAAUGUUUUAAAACUGCAUUUUAAAUUUAAAUCUGACUGCAUGUGUUCAAUGCGUGAGUGUGGGUGCUUGAGUGAAAGGCAGAGUGAUUGAGGGCGUGACAAAGUACAUAUACAUAUAUGUACGGAGAGGAAAAUCAAUUUUAAUUGUUUAUUUAUUUGUGCAUAUUUUUCACAUUAUUUUUAGCAGAACAAAAGCAAGCGCAGAAAAAACGCGCCCACGCUGAAUGGGUAAAAUUAAAUUGCAUAAAAUUCCAAUCUAUUUUUAGCAUAAAUAAGUAAAGUAAAUACGGUAAACUACAUUUAAUUAGCCCAUAAGUCGUCACUAGUGGUAGCUAAGCAAAUCUAGUAUUGAAUUAAAUUUAAUAUUAAACAACAAACACGAAGUCCGACAAAUCGGUUCGUAAGAAGCGCGAAAUUCUGAAAUAAAUUUAGUUGAAUGUUGAUACAAACGAGUCGUCACAUUUUUACUAACCACACACACACAGGCAACACCCAGACACACACCCAAAUAUAUUAUAUCGUGCAAGCAUACAUAUAAAUAUAUAUAGAGUAUACGUAUAUAUAGGAUUGCAGCUAGUCAAAUCACUUAACAACGCAAACGGAAACGGAAACACACAUAACAAUUUCAAUUAAAAAAACACGCACACAGACAGACAGACAGUCGGCGGAAAACAAGUAACAAUAACUAAAGCGAAUUGCUAUUUGGCGAGCACUUUGUACCUAUAGUUUGAGAAGCGAUUUGAAUCAAUUAAAUUAUUGCGCAUAAUACAAAUGCCAUUUUCGCUCAGCAGCUCGCAUUCAUGGCACUUUGAUUGCUUUCCCCCAGCCAUUCUCGACUCUAGAUGUUUAUUUGGCCCGCUGUUUUGCAGUUCCCUGCACUCAUUAUGCAUUCAUCGGAGCAUACGGAGCGUUUCAAAAACCUUUGGCAAGUUCAAUUUAAAGUAAAACUUUUUAAUUACUUUCAACGGGCCACGCGAGUGGUGUGCCGAGCUCUGAGCUCUGAGUUCUGAGUCCUGGGCUCUGGUUUUGCUGGUUUGCUGGUUUGCUGGUCUUUCUGGCCAUUCCAAUAGCCUCGCUGGAGUGCCGCACAGCAAAACACCUUCAAUUUAAAUGCCAAAGCUAACGAAACUUGCCACAAGGUUGGCUGCCACUGCCACGCCCACGCGCCCUCUCAUUUUUGCCUUUGCAUUUUUAAUUGAUUUUGCAAAAGUUUCUGCCGCUGGAGCAACAAGAACAGUAAACAUUAAGCAAAUGCGACGGAGGCGGUGCGAAAAUGGGGCGGGGCUGGCAGAAGAAGGCGUGGCCGCGCCGCAAGGCAUGCAACAAAUUAAGUGCGGAAUGCAAUUUGCCAUACUAUUUGCACUGGGGCUAGGUAUGUGCGGGUAGUUAAUAAAAAGCCUUGCGAUUGCAAAAGACACAGGGAAAAAAAUAUAACUACUUUUUCAAGAGUCCUUUUGGUGAUUUUUCAAUUUUCCACUCAAAUUCUGAGAAUAUAAAACUUUUCUUCCAUAUUAUAACUUUUUAUUCUUGUUUGUUUAAUAUUUCAUAUAAUAUGUUCAAAGUAUAAACUCUUCCCAGUGUACCCUCUGUACAGCAACAAGAACUUGGCAAGCAUAAGUGAAAUCUGUAGAAACUAUUAGGAAAGAAUGUCGCGACAAACGACAACGGCAACCCUGAGCCCGCCGCCAGGGUUGUCAAGCGGCCUGGGUGCUGGCUCUUUGUUGCCAACAGCCUGAAUGUUGCUUUUGCUGUUUCUGUGCGUGCGAGCCGGCAAAAGUUUAAUUAAAAUUCCUAAUCGAAAAUAUUCAACAUUUGUGAGUGUGAAUUAAUUAAAAUAGUUUUCCAAGCCAACGAUUGUGGCACAGUUUGAGCACACGGAAAAAGCUGGGUAGAAAAUGCAGUGGCUAGAACGAGAGAGAGAGGGGCCAGCAAAUGAUAUAUAUUUCGUAUUUGUUCUGGCUUAAAUGCUUGGAUGAACUGGCUGGAAAAUGGUACUUUUUUCCUUAAAUAUCAGAGUUUGCAAGGCCAAAACGGACUUUAAUUUUUGUUAUACAACUAUUUUCCCCUGAUGCACGCAACCACAAAAGAAACACAAUCACACGCGAUAAAAAAAGAGGAAAAUUAAACAGGAAAAUCUAAAUAGCGAAUGCCAAUUUGGGUGUAUUAAAAUGUAAAGUGCAUAAAAAUCAACAGUUAACAUUUUUUAAAUAUUUAGCUAUUAAACUAAACGUAAUCUAAAGCCUAUGAAAUAAACGUCGGAAUAUCAUAAAUCAAGUAAUUAAAUACAAAUACGAGGACUAAACUUAGAACGAAACCAAUGACACACAUUUAAAAUUAAACGAUUAAAUGAACAAUGCAAAAAGCAGCAACAAAAUUGACACAAAUGCCCAUACAUUCAUUACACACACAGGAAAUAUAAUUGUGCAUCAUAUAUGGAAAGUAUUAAACUGAGCUUAUAAAAUUUAAACCAAAAAAAUUUCACACACAAAGUUGCUAACUGAAAUGGGAAAAAAACGCGAAAACUAUUUGACAACAUUCUCGAAUUCCGUUUUGAAAAGCAUAAAAUAAAAAAGUCUGAAAACAAAAUUGAAAUCUAUAUACAGAAAAAUACGAAUAAAUACAUAGAAUAUGGAACACAACACAUGACACUUUUUAAAAUGCAAAACCAAAUAUCCAUUGACACAAGGCAAAUACACAAAAAACUGAUGACAGCAAAUUGUUCGCAGAGGACAAAAUUGUAUUCAACAAAAAGUCCGUACACAACAUAUAGUUUAAAACAAAAAGACAACCCGGCAUUACCAAAUGGAAAAACGAAUACAAUAUAUUUUGUAUAAUAAAGAUACAGUCACCACUUAGUUGUUGGUUUUGUUGAGGUCUAAAUGAAUCCUCAAACUCAUAGGUAAACGAAUAUCAGCCAUUUUUGGUGUGACCUGUAAAUAUUAAAAUAUAUUUAUAUUCAAACUUGCUUAAGCUUUAAGUAUGUUUAUUUAAUAGGAAUUUUUUUAAUAAUUUUAAUAUGCUGGUAUAGCUCUUGGUUAUGCAUAACAAUUGUUGAAUCAGCUAAUUUACUGUAAGCUUCUUAAUUUAGCACUAUUUUGUACAAACUUCCAGCCUAACAAAUCUUUUGUUAUAGUUUUAGACAAUCAACUAUUAAAAUAUAUUUAAAGGCAGCAAAGCGAAAUGAAAACAAAGAACUAAUGACAAGUAAAUGGCGUAACUUUUCUGUGAAUAAAAUAAACUAAAUGAGUAUGAACCCCUUAAAAAAACAUUAAUGCAUAUUUAAACUUAAUGUCACUAUGGGAAAUGCAAAAAAAAAAGAAUGCACACAAGAAAAAUGCGCGAGGCGAGGAAGAACAAUUAGACGAAAAUUCAUUUCAACAAAAACCAUUUUUGUAAAUUGUUUCACUUGGGAAAUCGACACGCUAAAGCAAAAACUAAAAAAAUAGAGAAAUAAAUGAAAACUCGUUUUACCAAAUAAUGCAAGACACAAGAUGGAAAAGUGGAGACACUCGAGAAAACAAAAUCGAAUUAACAAAUACAUAGAAGUGUAUAUGCUCUCAUUGGUUGUGUUUUUAGGUUAUAAACAAAUAGGUUUGGCUCUGUGUGGGUGUGUGGUCGUGUGGGUGUGCCGGUCCUUCGUCCUGCACACACACCGACACACGCACACACACCACCGCCCGAACAAGCAAACAGACAAACAAUCGUUCAUUCAAUCACUCAAUCAGUCGGUCCGUCAGUCGAUCCCACCCACGAUCGGCCGGACUCCUAGUUGUACAGUUCAUUUCAACAUUGAUUCAUUAAUAUGUAUUAACGAAUAAAUUAACUUAAAUUUAGCAGCCCAAAGAAAACCAAAGCAAAAAGGCGAGCUAAAUCGCGUUUACCUGUAUAUUAUGCUAGUAAUGUCAAACAUUUUGAAUUUGCCUUUUCGAAUCGAUUCUGUUCAAGUUUUCUUUAGGUUUCUAGCUAAAUGUUUAGUGUGCUUGAUAUACAAAGGGUUAAGCAAUUAAUGUAGGUAAUCGAGAAGAAACCAUGUAAUUUAAAUACUGCCACAAAUAAGACGAAAGAAAUGCAAAUAGAACAUUAGUAAAUAUACAAGUAUAUGUAUGAAUGUAUCAUCUAUAUAUGAUAUACGAGUAUAUUGAUAUACGAACUAGUUAAGAGCAAACAAUUUUCGGAGUGUGUCCAAAAAUGGAAAGGGAGGAGCAGAGGCCACUCCAUCUAGACACAUAAGGGUAGAUCUUGCAGAUCGGGGCUCGAAGUUAACAUUGAAGCUAAGAACUAACUAUUUAGGCAAGAUACGAUUAACUCUGUAUAUAAUUAAAGUAACCACCACAAAACACCCAUGGACACACACACACAGCAAUGCAGACACAAGAGGCACACAGUUAAAGCAGUUCAUACCUGUAUAUACAAAAAUAUACAUAUAAUGUGAGGCAGAUGCCGAUCCAUCAAUGAUCGAUCAUUCAGCAAGCGAAAAGAAUUUAUUUCCAGUACAAUUCAUUUCCCGAUUACAGUUACAACAGACAACGAACUUGUGUACUCACAGAUCUUAGGUAAAGCACAGGAAAAUUCUUGGAGAAAUUAGUAAUGAAUACCACUCAACAAUAGCCGAUUGAAUUGCCCUUAAAGGAUGUUUUAGGAUGAAAAGUUGGGUAACUAAAAAUACAGGAGAGAUUUCAAAUCACUUGACGGGGCGCCUAAGUGAAUGCAAUAAAUUAAUACACAUUUAAAGGGGCGCCCAAAAGAAUGCAAUACAUGAAUACAUAUUUGAAGGGCGCCUAAAAGAAUGCAAUCAAUUAUUUCAAAUCCGCAAGACACCUUUUCAAGGGAUUUAAAAUCGGUAGAUAUCCUGUAUAGUACGCUUUGCUUUCCACUUCGCUAGGGGCAUUCCAUCAAGGCUAGAACGUGUUUCGAAGGACAAUUUUAAGGCCACUCACACUUAGCACUAACAAAUAUCAUAAUUAGUUAAACGCGAAAUAGUUAUAAAACAAAAUAUAUAAAAGCAAGCAAAACGGGAUAACUGAAGCAAAAUAAUUACGAUGUAAACAGGAAAUUGAGGUGUUUGAUAAAUAUGCGGCUUGACCCUGAGAUUCAAAAAACAUAAAAUCGUAUGUCUUCCAAUCAAAGGUCGUCUUUUGUAGCAAACACAACAAGAAUCAAAGUCUGCGUAUUGCUAAAGAAAAACAAUUAAACAAAAAACAAAUUGGAAGCAACUGUGGAGCUGAUUAAUGCAGAAAUGCAGAAUAUUUUAACAACAAACAGUUUACACAAAUAGAAACACAACACACACACACUGCACUGCGAACUCGAUUAGCGAAUAAUCAUGACAUUCCCUAAGGGUUAAACGGAAAAUCAAAGAUGACACCUUCCUCAAGGCAUUCCUCACGCUCUCCAUCGCUCUCUAUCUCUCGCUCACUUGAACUCUGACCCCUUUCGGUUCCCAGCAACUAAUCAAGUACCUGACAAUAGAUGAACUAGAACCUUUCCAGAACUUCUAAGCACUCCGCACCAUCCAUCCCAUCCAUGAAAGCUCGUCUUGUACAUACAGUUGCCGAAUGUUUAAUUCGAUUUGGCUGACAAAUUUCCAUAAAGUUGGCCAGCAGCGAGGCAAAUCAAAAAACACAUAAAAUAAUUCAUUAAAAACGGUUUCAAUGACAGCUAGAAAAUUUAGACACUGACACACAAGUACACGAAUUUCACAGCAAUUAGCAUUUUCACCAUUAUUUGGAACAUGCUUUCUUAUGUACAAAUGGAAAAGAGACAACUUUUGUAAAAUAUUUCCCAGAGUAAAGGCUAAACAAUCAGUUAAUUUUAGGAACUUGCUUUUUGAAUAUUUCCUAUAAGCAGGGGGUGUUUCAGCAACUUGUGGUAAACGAAAUCACCUAUUAAGGUGCUUAAAAGUAUGCAAUGCUAUUUUGGGAGAUAUGAAACCAAGGGAUUUCUGCAGCUCCCCCAUAUGUUCGAAAGAAAAGACAUUUUCAGGAGGCUUUCAAAUCGUUGACAUUAAAAAUUCGCAGUUUUGCAAGCAGCACAAAACACUCAUUCGGCCCUAAGCUGAACACACUCUGAUCCACGAAUAUACUCGAAUAUUUAAAGCUUGAGUGCAUGCGUUUCGUAUGAAUUGGUGUGAAUGGCAUUGCAUGUGUGUGUGUGCGAGAUAAGGCCGAAAUCAAAUGUGUAAAUUCAUAAACUUAAAUCCCUCGAGAAUAUAAGAAUUAUACUAACUAUAUAUUUGAAGGUAUAUAUAGUACUUAGUGGUAUACAUUAUGCAUAUACACCUGUAUGUAUAUUUUUUGUAUUAACUAUUAGGUGCCGUUAGGUUUAAGAGCUUCCGUUGCAAGUUUUGUGUAAAUUUUCUUUCAAUUCGUUCGAUCAAGAUAUGGAAAAGCAAAACAAAAAUCAAUUUUAGCGUCAAGAUUUUUAACUCAAAACAAAUCAAAGAAAAUGGCAAAUCUUAAAGUCUUGCAACUCACUGGGGAAAACAACACCACGAAUAUUAAAGUUAAAGGUAAAAUGCCCACGGGCUAAACUAACGACAAUUUGCUCAAAAAAAGAAAAAACUAAAACCAAAUAUAUUAAUAAUGAAAAAUAUACAUACAUAUACGCAGUAAACUAAAGCCAGAUAUAAAUGCAAGUAUGGGAUAGACAUUUAGUUAGGCGUCCCAAGCGCUCACUAAAAAUUCUACACAAAAAUCAAUUUUGACUAAAUUGAAAAUUUAGUUAAAUGGAAUCGCAUAACGUAAGUAAGCUAAGUAACGAUAAUUAUAAUCCAUAAACAAUUUAUGUAAAAUACUUGCGACUAAGAAUAGGCUAAGCUAAAUUUGACACUGCAAAUCAAAGCAAGAUCAGCAACAAGCAAACCUAAUGAGAAGGUAAAUGGAAAAUUUGUGCAUCAGUAAUUCAAAUAAAUGUGACACAAUACUUAAACUUAAACGGAAAAGCGUUGCAUUUACAUUUCACAUAACAAAUACGUGCGUAAAUAUAUAUAUAAUUAUUAUAUAUAUUAAAUAUAUAUUCGAAACUCUCUUGAACAACAAAACAGCAAACAUAUUACAAACAUAACAAACCGAAACUAAAUAAAUACACUCACGCGCAGCCAGCAAGCAAACAAUUGAACAUUGAAAAUUGAUCGAAAAUUACGAGGUCAUACACAAAUAAAAAAACAUUAAAAAAAAUUAAUAAAAUCGAUAGAAAAAAAUAAAUAUGUUGACUAACACAACAAUAUAAAAAACAGAAUGCAUUAACAAUUUAAAUGUAAGACACUAAAUAACGAACUUAAGCUAAACGCAAAAACAAAUUGAAAUAAUAGCAACAAUUGCGAAAAAUAACACUAAAAUUGAAAACAAUUAAAAAACGACAACACAUUAAAAGAAAACAAUUACUAUAUAAAUAAAUGUUACGCGUUAUUAAAUAAAGAAGAAUGAAAAUAAUUUGUUUU